UUUUGUACUGUAGACAAAGUACCGUUUGGAGUUCUCUUCUUUUCCUAGAAGAUCCAGACUGUCUCAACUGAUAAUUAGUGAAUCAUACUAGUAUCUUAUUUUUUUCUACGCCGACCUUGGACUCUCUGGGGACAUAUCUCAACAGACCCCGCAUGCGGGCUGACUCUAAACUCCUAUCACAAGCCAAAUUGUUUGCUGGUCACAGUACUUCUUCACGAAAGCCACAGCCAUGGAGACAAAGCCAGGCGACUCCGAAGGUCUUUCUCAGACUAAAGAGAAAUCCCUAGAGACAGCAACAAAAGAGGUCGAACCAACUCCUAAAGCCAAUGGCCCCGCACCCUCCGCUGAAGAGGUCCCUGACCCAGAUGAAGAUGAUCUGGAUGACCUAGAUGACAUGCUCGAUCAAUUCGCCCCCGAGCCAAAAGCCCCCUCCGUGUCUUCAGGUCCCGGCAGACCACAGCCAGAUGCUACCCCGACAACAGAAGGCAUUUCUGAUGAGGAGUUUGCGAAGCAACUGCAGGCUGGGAUGGCUGAACUCCUAGGAGAGCUAGAGAGCUCACCCGAAAUGCGAGCACAAUUCGAGAGCAUGAUGAAAGAGCUCGACGGAGCUGCCGCCUCAGGGGAAACUGCUUCACCAAGCUCUGGCCCGCCCCCCUCAGCCGGUCCCUCAAAGCCUAGUACGUCGAAAGAUAAGGCUGCUGCUGCAGGAGGGAAGGAUGCGGCGGAGGAAAGCUUCCAAGCCAAAAUCCAACAAACCAUGGAGCGCAUGCGCGUCUCGGGCGACAACGCAACGGCAGCGGCUGCGAACAGCGGCUCAGAUGACUUUCUCGCAGAGAUGAUAAAAGCGAUGCAAGGCACCGGACUAGAUGGGGAAGCCGGCGAAGAAGAUUUCUCUAAGAUGAUCUUGGGCAUGAUGGAGCAGUUGACGAAUAAAGAGAUUCUGUACGAGCCGAUGAAGGAACUUGACGAUAAGUUUCAACCCUGGCUGGAGAAGAAUGAGGGAAAGAUAGGGCAGGAGGAUUUGAAGAGGUAUAGAGAGCAGCAGAUUUACGUUAGAGAAAUUGUGGGAAAGUUUGAGGAGAAAACAUACAGUGAUGAGAAUGCGGCCGACAGGGAGUAUAUUGUAGAGAGGAUGCAGAAGAUGCAAGCAGCUGGCUCUCCACCCCCAGAUCUUGUGGGAGAUAUGGCAACUGCGCAAGAAGCGUUCGGAGCACCUGAAGAAGGCUGUCCACAACAAUAAAGAACUCUUAAUCUCAAUUCUUUCUGAUAUAACUGGCCGAAGCUUUCAAAUUCCAUAAACCAACAUCCAGGCCAUGAGUGAUUGAACCUCAGAUCCUACCAC
This is a messenger RNA of Amorphotheca resinae ATCC 22711, 1342 nucleotides long. RefSeq lists its product as hypothetical. The transcript has 3 exons. The coding region runs from base 230 to 1240 and encodes 336 amino acids. NCBI's taxonomy places the organism in Eukaryota, Fungi, Ascomycota, Leotiomycetes, Helotiales, Amorphothecaceae. The record is from RefSeq and is a predicted model, not a curated record. Gene Ontology annotation, biological process: protein import into peroxisome membrane. Gene Ontology annotation, cellular component: peroxisome; peroxisomal membrane.